AUGCAAGACAGGCGCAGAAUCAAGCAGCGGCUGGCCCCGAAACUCACGCGACCGGGCGCCAAAGGUCACACCAAAAGCAAAACCGGCUGCCUGACCUGCAAGCAAAGACGGAAAAAGUGCGACGAGGCCAGGCCGAAAUGCGGCGGGUGUGUCGCGGCCGGGUGGGACUGCGAGUUCCCUCCAGCCAAUGCCGUGGCGAAGAGAUCAAGGCCACCGCAGCAACACGGCUUUGGCAGCGCCACCAUCGCCCGGCCGUCCCUGCUGCCCGAUCUGACCCGUCAAGAGCUCGAAAUGUUUCACUUUUACUCGGGCUAUCGGAUGAGCGGCCUGGGUCUCAUCCUCAGCAGCCCCGGGGCCGAGGAUCUGGUGAUCAAGAUGAGCGUAUAUGAGCCGUGCGUGCGGCAGGGCGUCCUGGCCGCGAGUUAUGCGGUGCGGGAUUCAUACUGGCCGGCUGCGGACCGUGCCGAGCGGGCCCGCAACCUCGGGAGGCUGCUGCGACACUACAACCUCGCCAUCGGGGAAGUCGUUGCACUUCGCGUCGAGCAGGAAGAGGCGAACCAGGAGGGCGCGGUGAAGACAAGUCGCCCGGAGCGCAUAGCCGCCAUCAUGUGCGCCUCGCUGGUGCUGGCAACCGUCGACCACAUAUCUGCCCACAUGUUCUCGGCCGUGCUUGGUGAAGGGGAGUCUGGCGGCAGGUCAAGGACGCUGUUCCACCUGAAGGCGUUCUCUGCCAUACUGAUGGACAGCAGGCCCGUGUCCCUCGUCGACGACGGAGGAGGCGGUGCUUGGGACAGGAAGAGCCAGUUCGACGACGACGUCAGCAUGAUGGUGCACCUGGUUUCGACUUUCUUGAUGCAGAACGCCUUGUACGACGAAGAAGUCAAGAGGUUCAAAGCUCAGAGAGCAUCGGCGGCAGCGCCACAUGGUUGGAAUAGCAGUGGCAGUCGCAUCACGGAGGAAGAAGAAGGUUAUUAUGAAAUGGAGACCUACCAGGACCUACGGCCGGUUAUGGCUCUGGCAACGAUCCCAGGCCGCUAG
Messenger RNA from Pyricularia pennisetigena, 1038 nucleotides. RefSeq lists its product as uncharacterized. Lineage: Eukaryota; Fungi; Ascomycota; Sordariomycetes; Magnaporthales; Pyriculariaceae. The record is from RefSeq and is a predicted model, not a curated record. Gene Ontology annotation, biological process: regulation of DNA-templated transcription. Gene Ontology annotation, molecular function: DNA-binding transcription factor activity, RNA polymerase II-specific; zinc ion binding. Bases 1 to 1038 code for a protein of 345 amino acids. The transcript has a single exon.